CCACGCGAAAGCACUCAACGCCUAGAGUAACGAAAUUAUCCCCCGAGAGAACAAUCAUGAUCAUAUUGCUAUCGAUUUUUUUCGCCAUCGCCCGGAUGACGACACUGGCCCUCAACUGUACCAGUUGUGACUCCAGAUUGGAUUGGACCGAUUGCUUGCAGCGCUCAACGGUUCAGAUUUGCAACAACGAAACCGCAUCCGGUCACAUUUUAGGUCAGUACUCUUCAACAACCAGUAGCCAUCCGACACUGGGAUGCUUUCAGUUGCAUAGCAAGAAUAUCCGGACGGGUGCAAAGCGAUUUCAGCAAGGUUGUACCAAUCAUGCGGACUUUUGCUCCAUACUGAACCCCAACUAUUUAACCGUGGAACAGUGCUCGCUUUGUCCGAAAGGAGACCCGGAUGUGUAUUGCCACAAGAGCAAGAACAAGAACACGCUCAUGGAUUUUGAUUUAUUUUUCGAUAAAAAGUUUGGCAAAUUGACAGCAACCAAAAGCACCACGCUGGAGAAUCAAAACGAAGAAACGACAUUAAGCUUGGAGACGACCCCAGCCCAGCAAACUUCUACGAUGACCACAGAGAUUUUAACGGAACAGGAAAGGCGAACCACAACUUUUCCGUCGCAACCGCCGACGGAAGGCUUAAGCAGGGCAACAAUGCCCACAAUUACUACUCCUGCUGCUACUACUACCACUUACCCAAAGACACAAACACCUGAGUCCAAUUUUGUGACGAUUUUGACGCAGCCAUCCUCACCAGAGAAUAACUCCCUGAAUAUCACUCCUAGAGCGACGCUUCUUGUAGUCGCAGUGACAGGGAUCACUUUUAUUCGAAAUUGGUGCCGAUAGUAAAAUCUAUAUCUGUCCAAAGAGUCUAAUUGAGACAGCGGACUUGGUUGGUAUAAAAAUUUAAUUACAGCGGACGCCCUUCUAACGCUUUUUCGAUUUUUUCCCCCAUGGGUUUGUCCUAUUUGAAUCUCUAUCAAACACCUAGCAUUGACGAACUUAGGUUAGAUUUACAACCAGGAUGGCGCGGGGAAUAAAAUGAUGAAAGAACCGAAUUUUCCUUCAAAUUUCCCGGAUUCAAAUAUUCUUUCCAUACUGAAAAGUUUACAAAAUCAUCAUUUACAACGUGUUAUGUAUAUUAUGAAGAAUGGCUUGGUAUAAGUGGUGUUACUUAAAUUUUUUCAACUAGGUAACCGAUAAGUACCAAGUGUACCAUGUAUUGAGCUAAAAAUACUGCGAAUCCUUCUCGUAUCCCCUACAUAAUAUCAGCCAACUUGAUAUGAUAUCGAUUUCAUUACAAUUAUCCACAGUAUUCAUAACCUGUAAAAAAAAUAAAAUGUUUGAUGAUUAUCUAUGACUUUGGACAA
This is a messenger RNA of Toxorhynchites rutilus septentrionalis, 1369 nucleotides long. RefSeq lists its product as uncharacterized. NCBI's taxonomy places the organism in Eukaryota, Metazoa, Arthropoda, Insecta, Diptera, Culicidae. Bases 57 to 845 code for a protein of 262 amino acids. The transcript has 2 exons. The record is from RefSeq and is a predicted model, not a curated record.